AUGUCGAAGCCAAGUGUAGCACUCGGACUGGCUUUUGACGGUGCCGGUCAUGGGACAGAAGCUGAAGCAGUAGAAAUGGAAUUGAGACGACGAAUAUUCAAGCGGGGCUUAAUGAACACCGAAAUGGGCAACUUGAAAUUUGACCAUCGAGAAGUCCUCUCUUGGACUGCGUUGACUCAGGAAAGUGCAGUCGCGGGUCUCAGAGCAGACACAGUUUCCUUCUGUCGAGCGAGAGUCGAUCUACCGACGUCGCUCAUUGUUCGAUCGAUCGAUCGGUCAGUCACUGAUAAACGGGAAGACGGAACAACCGGUUUUCUCGUCGAUGCCGCACUACCCCUACGGCUGUACACGUCCACCGUCCACCGAUACAUUGCUGGAGUAUUUAGUAUUAGUGCAUUUUAUCGAGCGACGGUUCUCGAGCAUCUUCUGUACUUCAGUUCUGAAAUAAUGAGGCCGGUCAUGCGUACCGCCUCCCGAGAACCGUUUACUCAGCUGCUUGACAAUGCCUCAUUCACUGCUCGACAAGCGGCCGUCUUCCACAAUGUGUCGUUUCGACGAAAAGCGCUCACCGACGACAGCAGCCCCUUCUGUGCCGUGCAGCGGAAGAACCGAAGAACGAGACGGUUGAGUCGUGGAGCAUGGAGGUUGUUGGAGGCGAAUCGUCUGUCGGUUCCGGCGUCGACCACCACCACCACCUCCAUGUCGGUGCCAUCUUUGCACCCGCUGUGUCGUCGAUACUCUGCCGACGACCGGUUUUUCAAGUUCUGGUACGCUUUCGCUUUCGGGUCGAAUGCUCUGACUGUCUGA
Messenger RNA from Soboliphyme baturini, 807 nucleotides. The record is from the annotation of a GenBank genome assembly. NCBI's taxonomy places the organism in Eukaryota, Metazoa, Nematoda, Enoplea, Dioctophymatida, Soboliphymatidae.